Trichoderma reesei QM6a is the source of this 567-nucleotide messenger RNA. RefSeq lists its product as uncharacterized. NCBI's taxonomy places the organism in Eukaryota, Fungi, Ascomycota, Sordariomycetes, Hypocreales, Hypocreaceae. Bases 1 to 567 code for a protein of 188 amino acids. The record is from RefSeq and is a predicted model, not a curated record. The transcript has 2 exons.
AUGGAUGCUUUCCUGAGCCACGUCCACAGAGCCCGUUGGUUUCAAGACGAAUUCGGAGUAUAUCAGCUCCAGCUCCAAGUGCAUCUCUCUCGUUGCGCAAGAAUGAUCAGCGAAACGAACGGUACGGACGACGCUUUCCUCGACAGCUCGAUGUAUCAUGCAGCAACAAUAUCGCACCACCACGACACAACAAUGCUUGAAACCCUAUCUUCCAUCCAGGAGACGCUCCGCAGAGCGCAACGAGAAGCCGCCCAGAUCAGGGCCGAUCUCAUGAUACUAGCGGCCAGCGGCGAUCUUGAACAUUGCUCCACCAACGAUCCACGGAACCUCAAAACGAUGCGACUUCGAACCACAAACUUCCUCGACAAGCGAAAAACCCGAGCCGCAAGAAAUAUUGAAGCUUUGAAGUGGGCUUUUUACAAGAAGAAGAACUGCGACAAGUUCAUCUCUGAAAUAUCCGCCAUGCUUCUGCACCUUGAGCGCCAGGUCAACGUCACCUGGGAUGCCAGACUUCUGCUUGUUGCCAGCCCCUGGCACUUACACGAGGCGGCACACGGCAGCACAUGA